Molecule: messenger RNA, 681 nt
Organism: Papaver somniferum (opium poppy)
Lineage: Eukaryota; Viridiplantae; Streptophyta; Magnoliopsida; Ranunculales; Papaveraceae
Exons: 2
Coding region: 1-681 (226 amino acids)
Source: RefSeq, a predicted model, not a curated record
AUGGCAGAGAAUGCUAGUAGUUCAACAAAUAGAAAUCACAACGAGCCACCACCCGAUUCAAAUGCAAUGGUACGUGCAAAGUUGACAAUUGGGACUUUAUCAAGCUCUGAUAUUGAAAGGUUGAUUCCUUUUCUAAAUCAGGAGAAGAUAAGGAAGCAAGAGCAAGAGGAGCGAGAAGAAUUUGAAAGAUUAAGGGAUGAAAAUGAUGAGGAAUUUCAGUUAUGGAUGAGAAAUACGACUGAAAGUGAUAGUGAAGAUGAAGAAAAGAACCGUGAAGGAGUAGAAGAUGAGGAGAGCAGUGAUGAUUCGAUGAAGAGAGAUGAUAGAGCAAAAGAAGCAGAGAGGAAGAAGAGGAAAAGGAAAGAUUUUGAAGAUGUGAUGUACAAGUGCUAUCUCGCCGAAAAAAAGAACAACCCUCGUAAGUUUGCUCGAACCAUGUCAGAACCCAUGAACGUGGAUUCUGACGGAGAAGAGAUUCCUGAGUUAGACCUCGAUGGGGAGCCUGUUUUUUCCGGAGGUGAGAUGGUGGUUUGCAGUGAAGUAGAAGAUGAGGAAGAAGAAACCGAAGAUGAUGAUCUCCAGGGUCCCUACGCAUCUUCAGACAAUGAUGAUGGUACUGGUACCUACUAUGAAGAUGAUGAGUUAAACUACAGCAGCAACCGUGAUGGCGAUUCUUGGUGA